AUGAGCAAGACAACUACGGACCUACCUCGUGGCUGGAAGGAGGUGCAGAGCAAGAGUCGCCCUGACAGAGUGUACUACCUACAUGUGAAAAGCGGUGAAAAGACGUGGAAACUCUCGCACGUGCACGCCAAGGAGCGCGAGCUCCGACGGGGCCGGACGUCGACGGCUCGCUCAGAGGGAAAGAAAACGCGUCCAGUCGACGACUCCUCUGGUUCAGAGAGUGUUCAGGCGCUGCAUAUCCUCGUGAAGCACUCGGGAUCCAGGAGACCAUCGUCCUGGCGACAGGAGACCAUCACCCGAAGUAAGGCAGUUGCAGAGGCCAAGGCGGGAGGUAUCCGUGACAAGCUACUGGCACAUGUCGAGGCGAAUGCUGAUAGAUCAUGUGAGGCACUACGCGAGCUGUUUGAACAGAUUGCGAAAGAGGAGAGUGACUGCAGUAGUGCAAAGCGCGGGGGCGACUUGGGACCGUUCACGCGCGGAAAGAUGACUGCGUCGUUUGAAAAGGCUGCGUUUGCUCUGCAAAUUGGCGAUCUUAGUGACUUAGUAGAGAGCGACAGCGGGAUCCAUGUGAUUCUUCGCAUUGCAUGA
Molecule: messenger RNA, 588 nt
Organism: Peronospora matthiolae
Lineage: Eukaryota; Oomycota; Peronosporomycetes; Peronosporales; Peronosporaceae
Source: the annotation of a GenBank genome assembly